ACCACCUCGCUCAUCGCCCCGCGCAUUCGAUUGCCGUCCUGUUGUCCACCAUUUCGUCCUACUCUUUUACCGCGACCUACAUCUUCUGUGCAAGCAGAGGAUUCAUGCUUCGACCUCCAAUCACUCAACCGACACACAAAAGACAGCUUCAUCCCAAUUUACUCAGUACUCGUUAAUUAUUGCCCAGUAUGGCUUCCGCUGGUGUUGUUAACAUUCGUCGUGAUGUCGACGACAAGUUCUACCGCUACCGCAUGCCUGUCUUGACCACGAAGAUCGAGGGCAAGGGGAACGGUAUCAAGACAGUCCUCCCGAACAUGUCCGACGUGGCUCGUGCGCUCAGCCGACCCCCCACCUACCCGACCAAGUUCUUCGGUUGUGAACUUGGUGCGCAGACGUCGUUCGACGAGAAGAACGACCGGUACAUAGUCAAUGGGGCGCACGAUGCAACGAAGCUGCGCGAGCUUCUCGACGUCUUCAUCGAGAAGUUCGUGCUGUGCAAGGCGUGCAAGAACCCGGAGACUGAUCUGAUUAUCACCAAGACUGAGGAGAUCAUUCGGGACUGCAAGGCGUGUGGCGAGCGCACCGGCGUUGACAUGCGUCACAAGCUCACGACGUUCAUCGUCAAGAAUCCACCGAAGAACCCGAAGAAGAGCAAGUCGAAGAAGGGGAGCGGCGACAGCCCGACCCCGAACGGCACGCACGCUACGGCGCCUGAGAACGGAGACGUUGAAGAUGACGUUGGGGCCGAGAGCGACGACGAGCUCACGAAGCGCAUCAAGGCGGAUGCGGCCAAGCUCAACGACGAGUCCGCGAUCGCGAAGGAGGACUGGUCGCAGGACACGUCUCCGGAGGCGGUGAAGGCGCGCCUGAAGGCCGUCGAGGCGUCGAUGGCCAGCGUGGCGCUCGCCGUUGGUGGUGACGACGACAGCGAGGAAGACGCGGACAGCCCUUACGCGCAGCUCGGCCACUGGAUUGAGGAGAAUCGUGACGCGGGCGCCGUCGAGAUCUACAAGAAGGCGGACGAGUUCGGUAUCGCGAAGAAACACAACAGUCUUACGGUCAUCGCGCAGACGUUGUUCACUGAGAAUGUUGUUGCUGAGAUUGAGAAGUAUGCACCCCUCUUCGUAAAGAUGGUGACCUCCGAGAAGCACCAGAAGUCUCUUCUGGGCGGUAUCGAGCGCCUUGUUGGCAUCGAGCAUCCGGACCUCAUACCCGUCGUGCCCAAGAUUCUCAUGGCGUUCUACCAGGUCGAUGUCCUGGACGAGGAGGUUGUGAAGCAAUGGGGCACGCACGUGAGCAAGAAGUAUGUAGAUCGCGACACGAGCAAGAAGGUCCGCAAGGCUAGCGAGCCCUUCCUGAAGUGGCUUGAUGAAGCCGACGACAGCGACGAAGAUGAUGAGUAGGCUCGGAGUUGAGCUUCGCCGACAAUUCGCUUGAAUAUCCUGUUUAGCUUUCGCAUACGAGUAUAAGACAUUGUUCCGACCGUAUAUGCGGACAAGGCACAGUGUCCACAUACACCUUUGAUCUUGCAGCCUGUCGGUGUUAGAUCGCGGCUAGGCGAUCGGUUGAGAUCCUGAAUUGCUCUUGUGUUGCAGCUUGACGUCAUUGCUGUACCAAUGCGUGGAUACUCCAAGGCUGCUAAAUAAUGUCUCCUUCGUCUACAGUGCUACGCUCUCCGCUGCAGUGCAUUAGUCUCACUCAGCUUUCACACCCACGUCAUGGACAACAAUCCCCCUUCUGGCUAUCCCACUGCUAUUAGGCACACUCUUGUCGAAGUCUGCGAGAACAUCAUCGAUCAACAACUAUACCUACAUAGGAGCAGUAUGAACAUGUUCGC
Dichomitus squalens LYAD-421 SS1 is the source of this 1837-nucleotide messenger RNA. Its product is annotated as translation initiation factor. The record is from RefSeq and is a predicted model, not a curated record. The coding region runs from base 189 to 1403 and encodes 404 amino acids. Gene Ontology annotation, cellular component: cytosol. Lineage: Eukaryota; Fungi; Basidiomycota; Agaricomycetes; Polyporales; Polyporaceae. Gene Ontology annotation, biological process: translational initiation; formation of translation preinitiation complex; formation of cytoplasmic translation initiation complex. Gene Ontology annotation, molecular function: GDP-dissociation inhibitor activity; eukaryotic initiation factor eIF2 binding; translation initiation factor activity. The transcript has 5 exons.